This is a messenger RNA of Nematolebias whitei (Rio pearlfish), 732 nucleotides long. Its product is annotated as teneurin-3. Gene Ontology annotation, biological process: signal transduction. Lineage: Eukaryota; Metazoa; Chordata; Actinopteri; Cyprinodontiformes; Rivulidae. The transcript is spliced from 2 exons. The record is from RefSeq and is a predicted model, not a curated record. The coding region runs from base 178 to 732 and encodes 184 amino acids. Gene Ontology annotation, cellular component: membrane.
AUCGAGGUUCAGAAGUGGGGGAGGAGGGAUUUAAGGAGGACAUCAUUCACCGGACGAGAAUCACAGUCCAGAGAGACAGAAGGGGGCUGGAAAAGAGUGAAAUAAUCCAGCAGUGAGCGCCUCAGGAGAGGGUCGGUGGUGAAGGGGAGGGAGUUGGAUACCCAGCAUGCAGGCAGCAUGGAAAGGGUGAGGGAGCAGCGGCCUUUCUGCUCGCUGUCCAAGAGCCAGAGAGAGCGGGAAAGAGACUGUGAGCGAGACCACGAUCGGGAGCGGCGUUACACCGCCUCCACCACGGACCGGGACGACGGAGCCUGCCGAGUUCCCACUCAGAAAUCCUACAGUUCCAGCGAGACCCUGCAGGCCUUCGACCAUGACCCCUCCCGGAUGCUGUUUGGAGGCAGAGUCAAGGAGAUGGUGCACAAGGAGGCAGCAGAGUACGCCAGGCCAGGACAGACGUUUUCUUUGAGGCAACUUGGGAUUUGUGAGCCACCGGCUCGCAGGGGCUUGGCUCUGUGCCCCGAGACUGGCCUGUCCCACCCCCUCAGCAGCUACCCCAGGGGGCCGGCCGUCACAGAAAACCAUGAACCUGUAUCACCGGAACGCACCAUGGCUCUUUGGGGAACGGGGGCAAAAUCUGGGCAGAAUUCAUGCCUCUCCAGCCGCUCCAACUCGGCGCUCACGCUCACUGACACAGAAAUGGACAAUAAAUCGGACACUGAGAUGGGUGAGUAG